Molecule: messenger RNA, 3254 nt
Organism: Phyllostomus discolor (pale spear-nosed bat)
Lineage: Eukaryota; Metazoa; Chordata; Mammalia; Chiroptera; Phyllostomidae
Gene: RANBP10
Product: RAN binding protein 10
Exons: 14
Coding region: 382-2400 (672 amino acids)
Biological process (GO): cell surface receptor signaling pathway; cytoskeleton organization
Cellular component (GO): cytoplasm
Molecular function (GO): protein binding
Source: RefSeq, a predicted model, not a curated record
AGGCCCCAGCAGCCCAAUGGCGCAGGCGGAGUCAGGGUUGUGUCACGCCCUCGUGUCCCUUGCCCGCGGCUGGGAGGAAGGCAAAGUAGCAAAAGUGGACUCGGACCUGAGAGCGGGGUACCCUCAUAAUCAGUCACUACAACAGAUUUGACCCUAGCUACCAGGACCGAAGCUCGGGGCUAAACAGAGGCCUUGGGGGAGUGAGCUAAACUUAGGGGCCCGAGCCGCGUUGCUAGCGGGAAUGGUAGUUUUCAGUGUCCCAAAGUUUCGGCUGAACAGGGUCAUGGCCAAGCAGGUUUGUACUACAGCUCCCAAAGUUCCUCACCAGCCCGAGUCGCUCCGCCUCUGUGGAGCUCUGCAUUGUGGGAUAUAGAGUUCGAAAUGCGGCGAGGCGUGGCGGUGUCCAAAGCGAGAUGCGGGACUCGGACUCGGUUUCCCUGCGGCCCCGGUAGACCUCUGGAUCAUUGGCUGAGCGGGGCGGAUCUGGUCCCGCUCCUCCCCGCCCCCAGUGACACAAUAGCAGCUCCCUCCAAGAUGGCGGCAGCGACGGCGGACACUGGAGCUGGGAGCCCGCAGGCUGGAGACUCCUCCGGCGGGGCCGCUGGGGGCGGGCUGCCGUCCCCAGGGGAGCAGGAGCUCAGUCGGCGCUUGCAGCGCCUGUACCCCGCGGUCAACCAGCACGAGACGCCGCUGCCGCGCUCCUGGAGCCCCAAGGACAAGUAUAACUACAUCGGCCUCUCCCAGGGCAACCUCCGCGUCCACUACAAAGGUCAUGGCAAAAAUCACAAAGAUGCUGCCUCAGUGCGUGCCACCCACCCCAUACCUGCUGCUUGUGGCAUUUAUUACUUUGAGGUGAAGAUUGUCAGCAAAGGAAGAGAUGGGUACAUGGGAAUAGGACUCUCAGCUCAAGGCGUCAACAUGAACAGACUUCCUGGUUGGGAUAAACAUUCCUAUGGUUACCAUGGAGAUGAUGGGCAUUCCUUCUGUUCCUCCGGUACUGGCCAGCCCUAUGGCCCCACAUUCACCACAGGAGAUGUGAUUGGCUGCUGCGUGAACCUCAUCAACGGCACCUGCUUCUACACUAAGAAUGGUCACAGCCUUGGUAUAGCCUUCACCGACCUCCCGGCCAACCUCUACCCCACCGUAGGCCUGCAGACACCCGGGGAGAUUGUGGACGCCAACUUUGGGCAGCAGCCCUUCCUGUUUGACAUUGAGGACUACAUGCGGGAAUGGCGUGCCAAGGUCCAAGGCACUGUCCACUGCUUCCCCAUCAGUGCCCAGCUUGGCGAGUGGCAGGCAGUGCUGCAGAACAUGGUCUCAUCUUACCUGGUGCAUCAUGGGUAUUGUGCCACAGCCACAGCUUUUGCCCGAAUGACUGAAACCCCGAUUCAGGAAGAACAAGCAUCUAUAAAGAACCGACAAAAGAUCCAGAAGUUGGUGCUAGAGGGCCGUGUGGGCGAGGCCAUUGAGACCACACAGCGCUUCUACCCAGGGCUGCUGGAGCACAACCCCAACCUGCUCUUCAUGCUAAAGUGCCGACAAUUUGUGGAGAUGGUGAAUGGGACCGACAGUGAGGUCCGCAGCUUGAGCUCCCGAAGCCCCAAGUCCCAGGACAGCUAUCCUGGCUCCCCCAACCUCAGCCCCCGACACGGCCCCAGUAGUUCCCACAUGCACAGCACAGGUGCAGACAGUCCCAGCUGCAGCAAUGGCGUCGCAUCCACCAAGAGCAAGCAGAACCACAGUAAAUACCCUGCGCCCAGCUCCUCCUCUUCCUCCUCCUCGUCCUCCUCGUCCUCCUCAUCCCCAUCCUCCGUCAAUUACUCCGAGUCCAACUCAACAGAUUCUACCAAGUCCCAGCCCCACAGCAGCACCAGUAACCAGGAGACCAGCGACAGUGAGAUGGAGAUGGAGGCGGAACAUUACCCCAACGGUGUGCUGGAGAGUAUGUCCACACGCAUCGUCAAUGGUGCCUACAAGCAUGAGGACCUGCAGACAGAUGAGUCAAGCAUGGAUGAUGGGCAUCCCCGGCGGCAGCUCUGUGGGGGCAACCAGGCUGCCACAGAAAGGAUAAUCCUGUUUGGCCGCGAGUUGCAGGCACUGAGUGAGCAGCUGGGCAGGGAGUAUGGCAAGAAUUUGGCCCACACGGAGAUGCUGCAGGAUGCCUUCAGCCUGCUGGCGUACUCUGACCCCUGGAGCUGCCCAGUUGGCCAGCAGCUUGACCCCAUCCAGAGGGAGCCUGUGUGCGCUGCCCUCAACAGCGCCAUUUUAGAGUCUCAGAACCUGCCAAAGCAGCCCCCGCUGAUGCUCGCCCUGGGCCAGGCAACCGAAUGUCUACGGCUCAUGGCCCGAGCGGGCCUGGGAUCCUGCUCCUUUGCCAGAGUCGACGACUACUUGCACUAGCUGACCGUGCUGGCUGGCCCCGCCUGGCCCUCCCUCGGCCCAGGGCUGGAGCAGCCUGGCCCUCCAUAGGCACCUGGCGCAGGGACCUGGAAGCCACGGGCAGAGUCCACUCCUCCUGCCUGGCCUCCUCCCUUUCCUUUCCUUUCCUUUCCUUUCCUUUCCUUUCCUUUCCUUUCCUUUCCUUUCCUUUUUCCUUUUUCCUUUUUCCUUUUUCCUUUUUCCCCACCUCAGUCUUUCCCCCCCAACCCCCCUUUAUGUGCAGCGGCCUAUGAUGCAGUAUCGCUGGUUACUCUCAUGUAGCACCUUCUACUUUGAAAGGGGGGUUUUGUUUUGAGGAGGGGUUGGAGUUUUUUUAAUCAUUUUUUCCCACACGACUGAGCCACCAGUAUUUAUCUCUGGAGAGUUUGUGCUGAGCUGGUUUCUGCUAAUUUAGUGAUGAAGCCUAUCCAAGUUGGUGAUAGCUUAUUAUUUUCAUAAGUAAAAAAAUGAGAUUAUAUAUAUAUAUAAAUAUAUAUAUUACAAAAAGACACAGUAUUUAUCGUAGUGUUAGUCCAGCACCUCUUGGGUGAGGCUAUCCAGACACCAUAUGUUUUUAUUGGAGUCCAAUUCAUUAAAAAAGGAUCAUCUCUGUAACCUCAGCCAAGUGAUUUAUUUCAGGCUUCCCUUUGUUGAGCCACAGGUCCAGCUGCAGCCCAGGGCAGCCUAAGAGGCUUUGGGGUGGGGCACUCAGUGGGCCGGUCAGGCUGAGCUGGUUUGUAGCAUCCAAGAGGUAUGGUCCCCGGGCCCCAAAGAAUUGGACUGAGUGGAAAACCAGUCGGGCCAGGGGUCCAGAGAAGGAGAGGAGUUGACCCAGG